Molecule: messenger RNA, 939 nt
Organism: Pteronotus mesoamericanus
Lineage: Eukaryota; Metazoa; Chordata; Mammalia; Chiroptera; Mormoopidae
Gene: SPEM1
Product: spermatid maturation 1
Exons: 3
Coding region: 1-939 (312 amino acids)
Biological process (GO): flagellated sperm motility; sperm individualization
Cellular component (GO): cytoplasm
Source: RefSeq, a predicted model, not a curated record
AUGGCCAUGGCUGAGGAGCCAUGGCCCAGGUGCGCCUCAAAUCACAGCCCUAACACCAACAACUUCCAGGACCUGGGCGGCUCCAUCCUGCUGCUGCUGGGCCUGAUCAUCUGCAUUAACAUUGGCAUCAAUAUGGUGACACUGCUCUGGCUCAGACUCCGUGGCUUCCUACACUGCAUGUUCUGCCGUAUUGUUUGUGAGAAAGAAGCUUCUAAAUCAUCCUCACAUCGAAAGAAGACCCGGCCCCCCAAGCAGAGCUCCCCUGCAGUCCACCUUCGAUGCACCAUGGACCCUCUGAAAAUGACCCUGACACCCCCGCCCACUCGCCGCCAUUGCCACCGAAGCUCAUCAUCACGCUGUGCCCACCACCCAACCACCUGGGCCCCUGACGCUGACAAUGAGAAGCCCCUUCAUCAGCAUCCGGCAAUCUGCUCCCACAACUGGGAUCGCCCCCCAGACUGGGAAGGCUUCCAGUCCGCCCACGAGGCCUGGGGUCCCUGGGCCCAGGACACCGUGGAGCCGCCUCCCCAGGCCAUCCACUUCCAGCAGACCAUAAAGGCGAGGCCCCUCAAAAGAGAGAUGCGGUCAGAUCUGGCUCUAGAGGCCUAUGUGUACCCUGUGAACCCCCCAGCUGCCGGCCCUCACGUCCUGAACCGCAAGAACAGUGGAGGCGGGACAGGGGUCGAGGGGGAGCAGGAGCAGUGCUCGCCUGCCCCCCCAGCUCCACCGCCCAUCAGGGGUCCAGCCAUGGUCCCAGAUGUCCCCCGGCGUCCCUCUUCAGUCCGCAUAGCAUAUGACGCCCGUGACGUGAGGCGGCGGCUUCGGGAGCUGACCAGGGAGGUAGAGGCUCUGUCCCACGGCUACCCCAUGCCCUGCGGAUCCAGCACUGCUGAGGGGAUGGGCAAGGACUGGGUAUACCGUCCCCUGGCAGAGAGGUGA